This is a messenger RNA of Zophobas morio, 1577 nucleotides long. RefSeq lists its product as uncharacterized. The record is from RefSeq and is a predicted model, not a curated record. Lineage: Eukaryota; Metazoa; Arthropoda; Insecta; Coleoptera; Tenebrionidae. The transcript is spliced from 15 exons. Bases 59 to 1564 code for a protein of 501 amino acids. Gene Ontology annotation, biological process: proteolysis. Gene Ontology annotation, molecular function: ATP-dependent peptidase activity; metalloendopeptidase activity; ATP binding.
AAUUCCUAUUAAAGCGUUUAGAAAAAUUUCAUAUUGGAAUGAAAUUAAUUUACCGAGGAUGCAAGCUGAAGCUGACGCACAGCCUCUUAAUUCGAAGAAACAAUAUGUAUUAUUGAGCCAUUUGAAUGCUAAAGGAGGAUUUGAUGAUGUUAUUUCACGUGUAGAAAGUGGUAAAUUUGCCAUUGAUGAUUCUGGAACAAAGGAAUACUUAAAAGCCUUAGUGGCCACUGAUAAAAUUAAUAAUCUUGAUCUUCAGAAUUUAAUGAGGAGUGUACACAGCUUUAAGGAAGUUCCCAAUAAAGAACUGGAACGGACCAGAUUAACUUCAUCUUCUAGCAAUCCUGUUCCAGUCACACUUUCUAAGCCGAUUAUUGUUGCCAUGCAAGAGCCAACUUUUCUUUCUCAAGUUUGGAAGGUUAUUAGAAUUGCCGUGUUCAGUAUUAUUGGAUUUUCUGCUUUAAGUGCACUGUUAGAGGAAAAAGGCUUGGGAAAAGGCGUUUCCUUACAUUCUGAGAUCGAGCCGCAAGCUCAGAAACGGAAAUAUAAAUUUGAAGAUGUUCGUGGCGUUGAUGAGGCUAAAGAAGAUUUAGAGGAAAUUGUGGAAUUUUUGAAAAAUCCCGAAAGAUUUACUCGUUUAGGAGGGAAACUGCCUAAAGGUGUACUUUUGAUUGGUCCGCCGGGAACAGGAAAAACUUUAUUGGCCAGAGCUAUUGCUGGAGAGGCCGACGUUCCGUUUUUCUAUUGUUCAGGCUCGGAGUUUGAUGAAAUGUUUGUUGGGGUUGGUGCUCGACGUGUUCGGGAUUUAUUUAACGCUGCAAAGAAAAAGCAGCCGUGCAUUAUAUUUAUUGAUGAGAUUGAUGGGAUUGGCGGAGUUAGAAACCCCAAAGACCCCAACUAUUGCCAAAUGACGUUAAAUCAAUUAUUAGUAGAGAUGGACGGUUUUGCACAAAACGAAGGUGUCAUUGUUAUUGGAGCCACAAACUUUCCCGAACUUCUUGAUAAAGCUUUGAUCCGUCCAGGACGUUUCGAUAAGCAUGUGAAUCUUCCUUUGCCCGACAUAAAGGGGCGAAUAAAAAUUCUUGAAGCUCAUAUAAAAGAUAUUCCCGUCUCGGAAGAUGUUGACUUGUCGACUUUAGCACGAAACACUCAUGGUCUUUCUGGCGCCGACUUGGCUAAUAUUGUGAAUCAAGCCGCCCUGAAGGCCUCCGUGGAGGGAAAAAGGGAAGUAGAGAUGUACCAUUUGGAAUACGCGAGAGACAAAAUCUUGAUGGGCUCCGAAAGGAAAUCUUCCGUUAUUGAAGAGGCUAACCGCCGCUCCGUGGCUUUUCACGAAAGCGGGCACGCGCUCGUGGCCAUGCUGACUAAAGGCGCUCUGCCCAUUCACAAAGCCACAAUAAUGCCACGUGGAAAAGCGUUGGGGAUGGUUAUGCAACUUCCUGAGAAUGAUAUGCUUAAUUGGUCGAAAGAGCAGUUAUUGGCCACGUUGGAUGUUUGUAUGGGCGGAAGAGUUGCGGAAGAGUUUAUAUUCGGCAAAGAACACGUGUCAACAGGGAUAUUAAUAUAAUAAAUAUUAAUUG